AUGAGCAGUGAGGCGAGAAAAUGGAAGGCAUUCUCUGGGAAUGGAACAAUCCUAGACUCUGUUGACAGAUCUGAGCCCCCGGGAAACCUCCAGGAUGUUGAUCACGAUAAAGCCAUGCAAGUUCCCGAGACUGAUAGCGGUGGAUGGGGUAAUGGCUCUUCGUUUGGAUCUCCGUCCCAUGGAUCUCGUGGUAGCGCUAGUACCGGAGAGAGCUAUCGUCAAGAGCAAGGUUCUGGGUCAGAAUGUUCGCCAUUAGAGAACUUGCCAGUCAAAUUACAUGCAUUGGAGGACACAGCAAACGUCGAUACACAGUCUCUCGUUACCCCCCCAUGGUAUAACACGAGCAACAUUGAACGCCAUAGCCCAGAUAGAUCCGGGUUGAUGGAUACUAAUGCUGGCCACUCCAAGUCUGCCCCACUGACCGUCCAGGAAGCUUGUCUUUUACGACAUUUCAUCGAGGAAAUAUCGCCAUGGUUCGACCACUGCGAUGACCGGAGGCAUUUCCAACUGGUAGUACCUCGUCGAGCACAACACUGUUCAAUCAUUCGCAAUGCUCUUUUCGCUGUCUCGGCUCGUCAUUUAGCUCGACUGCCACAGUACGCAACACCCGAUGGAAUUUUGUAUCACGGUCAGCUGCUUCCUGAUCUGCAGGGCUCCACCGCAGUGGAAUAUACCCUCAAAUGUAUUCCGGAUCUUGUCAGAUACCCCGAAAUGACUGACCCGCUAGACCAAGAGAACAUAAUGGUUGCUACGGUCAUCUUACGGCAAUACGAGGAGAUGGAGGAGGAUAUGGACACCGACACCGACAUGUCUGCCCAGGACAGAGUCAACUUCUUAGCCAUCACCCAGAGAAUUAUUGAUUCCAUGAUUUCCUACCGGCUGGAGCAGUCCCUUGCUACCGCAGCGUAUUGGAUUGCUAUUCGCCAGGAAGUCUAUUAUGCACUGACAAGAGAGCGAGCACCAAAUAUGCGAUUUGGACCAGACGAUUGGAACAAUGCAUCUGUUGCCAGCACGUUGAUUAUGCUAGCCAGUGAGGUGACAAAAUGGUGCUGGGGCGACAGUUUGACUGAUGAAUGGGAGCGUCUCAUGCUGCGCCACCAGAAACUCAGGGAUGAGUAUCGUACCGAAUUAGCCCCAAUGUUUGAGAAACGAGCGGAUCGAUUACGGGGUGAAAUAUUCCCUACUAUCUGGUAUGGUUCCGACGACCAGGUGACGGCAGUGCAGCAUUUAGAGCUGGCCGGAUUAAUUCUGACUGCUCAAAAUCCACACCUUGAAUCAUCCACCCGCGCUGCACAUCGCAAAGCCGAAGCCCAAGUCCGAUCGAUCGUUCUAAAAAUCUGCGGGAUCGCGCUGAAUCACGUCCGAUGUCACCCUGCACUAGUCAAUGCAGUCAUUGCAAUCACACUCUACGGGGAUUACUUUACCGAGCCCGAAGAGCGGGACGCAUUGGUUGGGAUCAUAGAUCAAACCCGAGAGUUGCAUUCUUGGCCUAUGCAAAAGCGCUACGCCCAGCUGAAGCACCGGUGGCAGUUAGUAGACAGCUGCUCUCUUUAG
Aspergillus sclerotioniger CBS 115572 is the source of this 1554-nucleotide messenger RNA. RefSeq lists its product as uncharacterized. Gene Ontology annotation, cellular component: nucleus. Gene Ontology annotation, molecular function: transcription cis-regulatory region binding; DNA-binding transcription factor activity. The record is from RefSeq and is a predicted model, not a curated record. Gene Ontology annotation, biological process: positive regulation of transcription by RNA polymerase II. The transcript is spliced from 4 exons. The coding region runs from base 1 to 1554 and encodes 517 amino acids. Lineage: Eukaryota; Fungi; Ascomycota; Eurotiomycetes; Eurotiales; Aspergillaceae.